Molecule: messenger RNA, 1062 nt
Organism: Aphanomyces astaci
Lineage: Eukaryota; Oomycota; Saprolegniomycetes; Saprolegniales; Verrucalvaceae
Exons: 4
Coding region: 230-967 (245 amino acids)
Molecular function (GO): protein binding
Source: RefSeq, a predicted model, not a curated record
CUUCGCACUCGACAUUUCGCUAAUCUUCAUGCAAAAUCAAAAGAAACAACGGAAGAUGGUGGCAGGCAUGACGGCCGACAAUGCCUCAGCGAAUGGACUCCUUCCGAGGGAAUGCAUGCAUAUUGUCGCGUCAUACUUGGACCACUCGGCGUUGCAUAGGAUGGAACUGACAUGUCGAUCGUUCUACGAAUGCGCCAUCGACGGAGGUUCGGAGGCCAGUUGACAUCAAAUGUAUCUGACCCUUGUGAUAUCGACAGCAUAUUGGAGAAUGAGUGCGUUGCGCGACGCUGUGGUGCUUCCUAGCAAGAACGAAUUGGGCUGGAAGGCUCUGGCCUGUGCGUGUGCAAGGAUCGACGCGCGAGAGUCCGUCGGACUCCUGCACGCUGUCGUUGCGGUGUCUUCUGUCGACCGGCCUGAUGCCGAAAGCCCCGAGAACACUCUGCGCAUAUCGCGAUGUUUCCGGCGUAUGCGGGUGCUCAAUGACGGCGUGCCGCGCCAAGCGCUGCUCAACUAUACCCUGCAAACGCUGAUCUGCGGAUGUUCCCGAGGUGAAUGCUACUGGAGCAGUGGUCCAUCCUCGUCUCAGAUGCAAGAUGAUUACAUUGACUACGCCGUACUCGAUCAAUGCAUCGUUCGCGCGAUGGAACUGGUGCCGUACAAGGCCUUCUGGCAGAUGGGUGAGCCCGGGUAUGCGCCACUCAAGGUGUCCAUUGCACUUCUCGCAAAGUCCGAGACAAGUGAAGAGCGAUGUAUCGUCUACUCGUCUCCACCAUUUGACGUUGCGAAUCGAAUGGAGAUGCAAACGUUCCAGCUACCGCGACAGAUCUUCGUGCCCGCCGACGCGCAUGUCCGCAUCACCUUCCACGGGAAGCAUCAGUUCGAGUACGACUCCACGGAGAACCCUCGGCGCUACUUUUGCUGCAUCAGCCAAAUGGGGGUGACAGGUGUUGGGUUUCACACUAAAUGAAGGCUGUGAAUCGAUAACGCAAUGGCCAAUGGCCGAUCAACUAGAAAUAUUGCUGUAAUUUAAUUGGCUGAAUUUCGUAAUAAUAUUGUGACCAA